Molecule: messenger RNA, 6554 nt
Organism: Myxocyprinus asiaticus (Chinese sucker)
Lineage: Eukaryota; Metazoa; Chordata; Actinopteri; Cypriniformes; Catostomidae
Product: ETS translocation variant 5-like
Exons: 13
Coding region: 246-1814 (522 amino acids)
Biological process (GO): regulation of transcription by RNA polymerase II; cell differentiation
Cellular component (GO): nucleus
Molecular function (GO): DNA-binding transcription factor activity, RNA polymerase II-specific; sequence-specific DNA binding
Source: RefSeq, a predicted model, not a curated record
AGCGAGCAGUCCAUUAUCUGUAGCCUGUUCAAGUUUUGUGUGUCGGAGAGAGCGCAUCUAUCGAUCAGUACGAGCGGACGGCAGGCAUCCUUUUGGGAUUAAAAUCACAAACUGCGUUUCUUUCUCAGUCCAUUCCGAGAAAGCACGUCAUCUAUAGGAGAAAACAGAAGACCCAAAGAAACAAUUAGCCAUCGCUUUUUAAGCGAAGACCCUUGUCUGGGAACCUCUCUGAAGACCCAGGAAACAUGGACAGAUUUUAUGACCAGCAAGUUCCAUUUAUGGUUCCACCUAAUAAAUCAUUACAAGUGGAGGAACCAUAUAGCAGACCAGUGAAUGACAGAAAAAGAAAGUUGGUGGAGACUGAACUCGCUCAGGACACAGAGGAACUUUUCCAGGACCUCAGCCAGCUGCAGGAGAUCUGGAUCGCAGAAGCUCAGGUGCCCGAUGACGAACAGUUCGUCCCAGAUUUCCAGUCAGAGAGCUUGAUGUUCCAUGGUCCACCACCGACCAAGAUCAAACGGGAAUCGAGUCCUUCCAAAGAGCUCUCCCCCUGUAGCCAGGAUAGAAGUCCCAUGCCAUAUGGAGAGAAGUGCCUUUACAGCUACAGUGCCUAUGAAAGGAAGCCCACAGCUGGGUUCAAGCCAUUGACUCCUCCCUCAACGCCUGUCUCACCUUGUGGCUCCACCAACACCCUUGGAACAUGCCCCCUGCAUGAACAGACCCCUCCCCCUGUUGCUAACACAACGAUAGGGCAGCUUCUGCUUCAUGGGCAGCCUUCAAUGAACAACUCUACACCAAGCCAGCCGGUACUCCCUCACCAAAGCCAGAGCCCACCUUUUGCACUGCCCUGUCCACCCCUAAACCGUGAUGUUCACUUCAGUAAUGAACCUCGGUUUCAGCGGCAACUUUCGGAGCCUUGCCUUCCAUUCCCAUCUUCUGAUACCCAGGGAAGACCCAACUUCAUGCCACAGGUCCUCAGCACUUCACCUAGAGAUGGAAGGCCACCUUACCAUCGCCAAAUGUCAGAACCUGUGGUUCCCGUGCCGCCUCAGGGCUUUAAGCAGGAGCUCCUUGACCCCCGUUACACUGAACAAGGUGUCUCCAACAUGGGCCCAUCCCAGACUGCCUUCCACUCAAUGACCAUCAAGAAAGAGCCACGAGACUUUUGCUUUGACUCUGAAGUGCCUAAGUGUCAAUCUUCAUUUGGGAGAGCAGCAAGCUUCUACCAAAACCAUGAGAACUUUGCAUUUGACCGAGAUCAGCAAUUGUAUUACGAUGACACCUGCGUGGUUCCAGAGAGACUUGAAGGCAAGGUAAAGCAAGAGUCCUCUGUGUAUCGUGAUGGUCCACCUUACCAGCGCCGUGGCUCCCUCCAGCUUUGGCAGUUCUUGGUUACGCUCCUGGAUGAUCCUGCCAAUGGGCAUUUCAUUGCCUGGACAGGACGUGGAAUGGAGUUCAAACUUAUUGAGCCAGAGGAGGUGGCCCGACGCUGGGGCAUCCAAAAGAACAGACCAGCCAUGAACUACGACAAGCUGAGUCGCUCACUGCGCUACUAUUAUGAGAAGGGGAUCAUGCAGAAGGUAAAGGUUGCUGGUGAGAGAUAUGUGUACAAAUUUGUGUGUGAUCCAGAGGCCCUCUUCUCCAUGGCGUUCCCAGACAACCAGAGGCCCAACCUUAAAGCAGACCCCGAUGGCCUGCCUGGAGUCGAUGAUGACACUCUUCCAUUGACACAUUAUGAUGAGGCUUCUUACUUAGUAGAUGGUGGAGAGCAGUGUGUUGCUGGGAUGUCUUUUCCUGAUGGUUACGUGUACUGACCUGCAACUCUGAGAGCCUGACCGGAGCACAUCUGACCCCAUUGCCAGAAUUCCUUCAGAUCUGAUGCCCACUUCCAGAUUAACCCUAGUAUAAAAUAAAAUGAGGAGAAAUCUGCAAGCCACCUUUUCUCUGGUGUCCAUCCAUGAGAAGGGUGUCAAGGAGGUGAGGAAAGGCUGGUUCCUAGUGCUUAAACCUUCCUUGUGGCAAACGGUCACUGCCGCAGAGAAGAGGAGGUUGCACUGGAGCUGACUGGUGCUGAAAGACUGACAGAUCUCAUUGCAAGAAUUGUAGCAAUUCUGUUUUUGACAAUCUUUUUUUAAAAGAAAUUGGUUACAAAUUAUUAAGAGACAUCCUAACAAAACCCUUAAAUUCAGCACUAUUUAAUAGUUGCUUUUUUGGUCCCAGUUAAUUUUGUUUUACUUCCAAACCAUGUAGAUAAGAAGUCAAAAGGGCUUUGUUUUGAGAGGAGAAAAAAAAAACACACUUGUUUCAUCCGACUUAAGACUCUAUAGAAAGCUGGCUUUUAUACAACAAUUUUUGUUAAACUUAAUAUGGACAGCUUUAAUUAUGCUGAGGAUUCCUACAGAACAUUGCUUUCGUUUUGGUAUCAUUGGUUUGGUUUUGUUCUGAAUCGUUUUUCAAAUGUUGUUUUUAUAUUAACUCUUAUUUUCAUGCUGGUUAACCCAAGAGUUGUUAAUGUGUACCUAAGUUAAACCAGAGGCACUCCUUUUUUUUUCUUCUUUUUUUUUUUUGUCGAUUGCACGGGACUGUUAACCCAUCUUAAAUAUAUUUCUGUAUGUCUAUUGCUAUUUAUUUUUUGGUUUUUACAGCCCAAAAAUCCAAAAAUGGAAUAUAGAGUUGAUAUAAUUUUUUUAAUUGACAUUCAAAAAAUUCAUUCAAAAAAGGGAUGCACUAGUCAGAAUUUCUCCAUGAAGACUCUGAAGUGUAAGUAAAAGUCAAAAAGUAUUUAGCCUUUUUUAUUCUUUCUGGUUAGAAUUAUUAUUAUUAUUUUUUUUAUUUUUUUUUUUUGCUACAGUUUUAGAUUUGUGUGCAUCAAGCAGGAGUUUUCAGGGCCUUGCAUGCAAUAAGGUAAAAAAACAACAAAAAAAAAACAUUUCAAGCCAAUCUCAAGUUGACAACAGACCACUGCUUCCUUUUGCAUGAUGUACUCAAUGAUCAGUUGUCCACUUACAUAUCGCUCUAAGCUGGACAAAAAGAAGAAGUUGUGGAGUUCUCUGCAUUUAUUUUUUUUUUUUAAAAGAUGAACUUAUAUAUUUUUGCAAAGUCUGCAUUUAUUUGAUUUUAUUGUAUAAGCUGUGUAGUUCUGCCUGUAACUGAUACUGUAUGUAUGUUUUAAAUGAAUAUCUACAUUGCAGCAACUGCACACCAGUGGUUACCAGACACCCUUUCCUGGUGGGUUCGAGAGCAGUGCCUUUUAAAAUGAGAGGUGCAGCUUAUUCAUUAACAGUUUUCUCAUGGAAUGAGGGGCUUGCCUCAACCUCCACCACAGAAGGUUUGUCUGCACUUGUACAGGCUUAACAUUGUCCCCUCACAAUGUGUACCUUACACUGCUGAGUUUAUAAUCUGUACUGGGUACAAUAAACUGUCCUUCUGCUUCACUUGCACUCUGGUGGUUCAAAUUUUCUUCUUUUACAUUUCACAUUAGCUAACCAUCUGCUGUAAAUUAUAGUUGUUUCACAUGUUUUUUUUUUCUUGUUUGUUUUUUUUUUUUUAUGUGGAAAAAUGGAAGGUGGUCUAAAAUGUUUUAGCUACUGUCAUUUGUAAAGAUAUUCUUUUUUAUGUGAGAAACAUAAAGCCCUUCUUACAUGAGCUGGUAGAUAAUGGCUGGCAAUUGCUUUCAUACACUGAAUCUGAAACUGUAUUCAAUAUUGAUCGUCCUCUAUUCAGUUAAAGGCAUUUUGCUGUCCCAGGGGCUGCGCUACCCUUUUAUCCAAGCUUUAGCUGGUUAGCUGAUGUGUGUGUGUGCUCAUAUGGUCAUGCUUUAGACCUCCCAUCUAUGAUUAUUUAAUCACUUCUCCUUAGCUUCGUAUGGCUGGGUUAGCAACCUGUCAGAGACCAUACCUUGCACUUAUGUCAAAACAUCCACAGCUUCAAUUAUUUAUCCAAACACAUUUAUGAAUUUUAUAUAGUUUGCACACACUACUGUGCCCUAACGUUUUUCUUAAAGCUGCAUAAAUGCAUUAAUGUCUAGUUGGGAUCAAAUAUUUCAAAUAAAAUUACAUAAUUUACCAGUUUAAUGUCUAGCAUGGUACAUUGACUGUUCAGGCACACUUGAGCCUCAACAGCUAGAUGGCUGGUCGUAAUUUGAGAAGUGCACUAUACUUUCCUAUGUCGACAGCUUGACCAGACCUGAUCCAUAUCCUGAAACUUGAUUCUCACAAUGAGAGUGCAAAUCUCAAGCAAUUAUAACUGCACAGAAAACACUGCAUAUGCAAUUUUGUUUAAAUAAGCCUUUUUAAUUAUAUGUACUUAGUCUAAUCUCAAACCUCCCCCACACUGAACCUUUUCACUUGCCUUGAUGAAUUUCAACCAGCAAAUGAAAACAGAGAUGAUCCAGUUGAAGCUCAUCCAAUGUUCGAUCACCGUGGAAAAAUUCCUUUCCCCUUUCUGUUCAAGAAAGCCACUUAACCUUUGAACCCACCUACUUCACUGUAAAUAACUCUUCAGUCAACACAAUAAUUGUAUUUCUAGCCAACUUGAAUAAUAUCUGACUAAUGCAACAAGCAAUUUAUGCCUUCAUGCAAAAAGGUUAAUGGGUUGUUCUAUCAACAUAUAUUUUGUGGUAUGCUAAUGACUGUGUUUUAGUGAAGUAUUGAUUUCACUUAGCAAACGGACAGCUAGUGUAUACCAUUUGCUUAGGGUAUGGCUUUUAGUAAUGGAGCUCAAGAUGUGAUGACAUUAUAACUGUUUAUUUUGCGUCGUAAGCAGCUUUCUAUCUGUUGAGACGCAGACAAUGGAGAAAUGAAAUGUGAUUACGUCCUCUAAUGAAUACCCUUUACUUUAACACUUAUUGCCUGACCUUUCUUUAGUUCCAAACAUUGAUCAUUCCAAGCAAACAAGUAUCAUUUGGUUCAUUUAUUUAAAUUAAAUUGACAUAUUUGGAAUGAUCAGUUAAUUUCCAUGUAUUCAUUUACUGACAUUUUUUGCAGUGUUCUAAAAUCAAUAUAAAUGAACAGCAAAAAUAUUAUACUGUAGCAGAUUAAUUGGUAACACUAUACAAUAAGGUUUAAUGUGUUAAUAUUAAAUAAUGUAUUGUUAAUUAACAUGAUCAAUAUAUACAUACAAGACAAUAUUUAUUAAUUAGCUUUAAAUAAAUAUAUUUAUAAAUUAAAACUUUAUCAAGACAAAUAUAUGCUGUAAAAUGAUUGUUCAUUGUUAGUUUGUGUUAACUAUUGUGUAAACCAAUGGCGACAUAAAGUGUUACUGGUUAAUUAAGUAGGCUACAACAGGGGAAACAUGCACCUACAUGUAGGCCUACUUGCUUUUUACUAUUUCACAGAUUAAUUGUAUAUAAGUAAAGUAAGAUACAGCAAAACACUGUCAGCAGGGAAACUUGACGAAAACGUCACGGACCAUGGUACAGUGAUUUGGUCAUAAAACAGCUUUAUCUAUUUAUAAAGGCAUAGACUAUUUAAGUGAUUUUUUUGGAUCUAAAUGGAAAAUUGUAUUUUUAUUAUGACUGUGUCUAAACAUAACUUUCCUGUUGUUUAUAAGGAAUUCUUUACUGUAAAAUGCAAUAUCUGGUGGUCUUGUUCAAUUAAUGAGAAAUCAUUUAUCAUUUGGAGAGAUUAUUAAGACUGAACAUGAGUUUUUAGUGGAUGGUAUAAGUAUCUAUGACCAAAAAUGCAGUAAAAAGCUAAUUAGAAAUGUUUUUCAUUUAAGAAAAUUAAUCACCCCCAGGGGAUUAUUUUUUUUUUUAUUCACUAAUUGGAAAAAAGAAUGGCUUCUGCCAUACAAAUUCUGUGUUCCGAAAUAAAGUCAGAGAAGUACACCUUAAAAACUUACAUAAAAUAUAUCCUACUAAUGACAUCAUCUCUAAAUUUUGGAAUUAUUUAAAUUUAAGCUGCAACUUUUGUAGUAAAUCUUGAGUCAGUAAACCAUCUCAUCUCAACAUGUCCUCUUACUUCAAAAAUUUUGGGUCGAUUUAACUGAAAACUGUUAAUGAAUAAGCUGCACCUCUCAUUUUAAAAGGCACUGCUCUCGAAUCCACCAGGAAAGGGUGUCUGGUAACCACUGGUGUGCAGUCACUACAACCCAGAUAUCAGUUUAAAUGUUUAAUUGAAUGUUUUUUAAAAAUAUACACAAGUUUGCUUUAACAUUAUGUGAUGUAAUAUGUUACUUUUUCAUUGUGAUCAAAACAUAGAAUAUACACUGUAGGUAAUGUGAUAAUAUCAUUGGCAAAAUAUUGUAUUCAUAAAUGCAAAUUCUCAUCGGAUAUACGCAAGUUCGAGAUUUUUAUGCAUGACUUUGCUUGUUUAAUAUUGGCCUUCAGAAUAGUGAACAACAACAACAAAAAAAGUAUGUAAAAACUGUAUGACGAAUUACUAAACACAUCUUAAUGUAUCUACAUAUUAUUUCCUUUCUCUGUUUUCUCCUUUUUUGAUGUCAUCUAAUAUUAUUGUCUUUAUUCUUGUUGGACAUUAAUUGUUUUGCUUCUGUCAUCCUCUGUAUUAUUGACAUUCUGGAAAUGUAAUCGAAUAAAUAACAGCAUUAUCGUG